UCACCUUUAAAGAAACUUGGAAACUUCGCCCCCAUUUCCAUUCCCACAAACACACAGUGAUUAGUGAAGAACUGAUCAACUGAAUAUCACCAAGAAGUCAAGAACUGAUUAACUGAAUAUCACCAAAAACCCAGGUAGCCAGAGAUGGCGAAACAAGAAGAAGUUAUUCUCCUAGAUUUCUGGGCAAGCAUGUAUGGGAUGAAGGUCAGGAUAGCACUUGCUGAAAAGGGCGUUUCAUACGAAUACAGAGAAGAAGAUUUGACAGACAAGAGUCAGCUUCUGUUGGAGAUGAACCCGAUUCACAAGAAAAUUCCGGUCCUAAUUCACAACGGCAAACCGAUCUGCGAGUCAAACAUCAUCUUUGAGUAUAUUGAUGAAGUCUGGAAAGAUAAAGCUCCAUUGCUUCCUUCUGAUACUUACGGCAGAGCUCGGGCGAGGUUUUUGGUCGACUUUAUUGAGAAGGUAUACCACAAUGGGAGGAUUUUGGUGUACAAAGCAAAAGGGGAAGAACAUGAGACAGCUAGGAAAGAGUUCAUAGAUACCCUUAAACUGAUUGAAGGAGAGCUUGGAGACAAACCUUAUUUUGGAGGUGAGAGUUUCGGCUACGUUGAUGCGUCUUUGAUCCCAUUUUAUGCAUGGCUUCAAGCCUAUGAAACGUUUGGGGAAUUGAACGUAGAACAAGACUGCCCAAAAUUGAUUGGUUGGGCUAAAAGGUGCUUUCAGAACAAGGAGAGCGUGUCUAAUGUUCUUCCUGAGUCGCUAAAGAUAGUUGCCUUCGUUCAACAGGUAAGGAACAUUUUUGGAGUCGGUGAGUAGAACUUUGAGUUUGAGGUAUCAAAGCCGAUUUGUUGUUUGUGUUAUUGCUUAUUUCGCUUUCUUAACAAAAAAUAAAUAAACAAAAAAAAUACUUAGAUGUGUUUGUCUUUUAUUAAUAAACUUGUAUCAUCCCUAAUAAAUAAUGAUUUUUUUUUUUUUUGCUAUUUGUUAUAUUCAAAUUCUUACAUAUCAUUUUAUUAAAUUUCAAAUAAUAUUUUAAUGUAAUAAUGCAAUAAAUAUAGUAAUGAAUUGAUAUCAAUUUCAUUAAUAAACUUGCAUUUUAAUUUUAAAAUUUUUAAAAUUAAAGUUCAUUAGUUUCUUUUAUUUAUUUAAAUUUAAAAGAUAAAAAAUAUUUUCAUUAUAAUAAUUCAUUAUUUUUCUUAUUUUCUUAUAAAUUUAAAAAAUUUCCAAAAUUAAAGCUAAUUAGUUUUUUUUUCUUUAUUUAGUCUUGAAAAUUUCAAAUGCAUGAGGUUGAAGGGAAAAUAUUUGUUUUAUAAGAUAUAUAGAUUUUGUUUAAAUUUAUAAGAUAAAAAACAUUUCUAUUAUAAUAAAUCAUUAUUUUUCUUAUUUUCUUAUAAAUUCAAAAUUCUCAAAUAUUUUGACAUUUAUAUUUAACUUUUUUUUUAAAUUAGCCCAUGUAAUACAUGAGUUUCACAAAUAGUUAUUGAAUAUUGAUUAUAAAAUGGAAAGACUUAUUGGUGUAUCUACUAUCUAGUACUCCUUAGUCAGAAUUUGCCAUGUUAAUAGGUAGGUAUUUUUUUACUUUUUUUUUAUGAAAACCGCAAACGAAUUAAGUGGAAGUCUACUCAUAAUAUUUCAAUUAAGUGGAAGUCUACUCGCAAUAUUUCAACGAGUACCUCGCGUUCGAGCUUCUUUACAGGACAUUGGGAUUUCCAGGAAAAAAAUUCCCACAUGUAGCACCACAAGAGGUAGUUUAAGGGAAUUGAACUCUCAACAUCAUGCUCCAAAUGAAUAUAAAACCUGAUGCAUCAGAUGACAUCACUUGCAUUUGGCACGUAUUAAUUAGCAAUAUCUAGUACCUCGUAGCAAGAAUUGGUACCCCAAAAUAUAAUUAUUGCUUUUACCACAAAUUGCAUCCAAGUCGACAACUUUGAUGAGAAAGAAAAAUUUUUAAGUCAAAUUUUCAGUUUUAAUCAUUUUUAUUGUUAAAUUAUUAUAUUUUAGACAAAAUUGUAAAAAUGGUCCUUAUGGUAUAUACUUUUUUCGAGGUUUAGUUAAAACCUCCAUUUUUUUUGGCUUCGCCCUCUUUUUGGGCUAGUUUUGUUGUAGAUUUGGUACCUCAGUAAACUGAAAUUACUGUAAUACCCUUGGGAUAUUUAUUUUGUAUUAUGCUUUCAUUUUUUUUAAAUCUAAAACUUAUUUUUAUUUAUUUUAAUAAUUAAAAAAUAAAAAAUAUCUCUCUCUCUCUCUCUCAUCAGUCAUCUCGUGUUCACCUCCUCUAAUCUAUAUCCAACAUCAUCUUCUCUAAUCUAUAACCAAAACCACCUCCGCUCAUCUAUAACAACCAAAGACCUCUACUCUGACAAAUUUCUUUAGAUGUGUACAUGUUUAAAUAUAAAGAAUGGUGUCGGAAGUAGGAGGCGAAAUAGAUGACCCAACACAUUUUUGGGAUCUGCUAAUAUACGAUCUACCUGUUGGUGCCCCAAAUUUAGUAUAUGUUCUUCUCACAGCCACGUUUCGCCUCUCCUCUAGCUUUUGCCUAAAGUGUAUCGGGUUUGAUAAGAGUUCGAUUCAUUUAUUGGCUCAACAUGAUAGUAAAGAUUUCACUGGUACAAGUAACCAGAGAUGUUUUUUUGCACCACACAACUUUGGAUUGGUUGCAACCAUUUCCCAUUUUUGGUUGUUGAAUAUCAGGAGAUAUUGACUUCACCAAAACCAUCGGGGAAGUUCUGGUAAACUGAGCUUCGAGAUCUGGUCUCAUUUAACCAUUCUGAUAUUAAUUUUGAAGUGAAAUCGGGUGAUAGAAUUGGGCAGAUGACUAUUUAGAAGAUAAUCACACCUGAAGUCGUUGAGAUCGAUGAUAUUGAUUCAACUGUACGAGGUGCGGGUGGGGUUGGAUCAACAGGCGUUUGAUUUCUUAUUUUUGACAUUAAUCGAAGCCACCAACACAUUCUAGUUCUUCUUCCUCGGAGGUCGUAUAAUUUUCUUUUUGUGUUAUCAGAAAGACCAUUCCAUGAUUCUGAAACAAAUUUAAAAGCUUCAUCUGCUCCCAUGGUUUUGUUCAUAUCAGGUUGAAGAACUACAACCAUUUUGUUGUA
Messenger RNA from Lactuca sativa (garden lettuce), 3095 nucleotides. Its product is annotated as putative glutathione S-transferase. Gene Ontology annotation, biological process: glutathione metabolic process. Gene Ontology annotation, cellular component: cytoplasm. The record is from RefSeq and is a predicted model, not a curated record. Gene Ontology annotation, molecular function: glutathione transferase activity. Lineage: Eukaryota; Viridiplantae; Streptophyta; Magnoliopsida; Asterales; Asteraceae.